Molecule: messenger RNA, 2597 nt
Organism: Zalophus californianus (California sea lion)
Lineage: Eukaryota; Metazoa; Chordata; Mammalia; Carnivora; Otariidae
Gene: ALPI
Product: alkaline phosphatase, intestinal
Exons: 11
Coding region: 1-1611 (536 amino acids)
Biological process (GO): dephosphorylation
Cellular component (GO): plasma membrane
Molecular function (GO): alkaline phosphatase activity
Source: RefSeq, a predicted model, not a curated record
AUGCAGGGGGCCUGCGUGCUGCUGCUGCUCCUGGGCCUGAGGCCGUGGCUGGCCCUCGGCGUCAUCCCAGUUGAGGAGGAGGACCCAGCCUUCUGGAACCGCCAGGCGGCCCAGGCCCUGGACACUGCGAAGAAGCUGCAGCCCAUCCAGACAGCUGCUAAGAACCUCAUUCUCUUCUUGGGGGACGGGAUGGGGGUGCCCACGGUGACAGCCACUCGGAUCCUAAAGGGGCAAAUGAAUAAGCACCUGGGACCUGAGACACCCCUGGCCAUGGACCACUUUCCGUACCUGGCUCUGUCCAAGACAUACAACGUGGACAGACAGGUGCCAGACAGCGCAGGCACUGCCACGGCCUACCUGUGCGGGGUCAAGGCCAACUACCAGACCAUUGGCGUGAGCGCAGCCGCCCGCUGGAACCAGUGUAACACGACACGUGGCAAUGAGGUCACUUCUGUGAUGAACCGGGCCAAGAAAGCAGGGAAGUCGGUGGGGGUGGUGACCACUACGAGGGUGCAGCAUGCGUCGCCAGCAGGCUCCUACGCGCACGUAGUGAACCGCAACUGGUACUCAGACGCCAACAUGCCCGACAAGGCGCGGGAGGAGGGAUGCCAGGACAUCGCCCAGCAGCUCAUCUCCAACAUGGAUAUUGAUGUGAUCCUGGGCGGAGGCCGAAAGUACAUGUUCCCCAACGGGACUGCAGACCCUGAGUAUCCAAGUGACGCCAAACAGAACGGAAUCAGGUUGGAUGGGCGGAACUUGGUGCAGGAGUGGCAGGCCAAGUACCAGGGUGCCCGCUAUGUGUGGAAUCGCACGGCGCUCAUGGAAGCAUCCCGGGACCCCUCUGUAACACACCUCAUGGGCCUCUUUGAGCCAGGAGACACCAAAUACGAGGUCCACCGAAACCAGACCCAGGACCCGUCCCUGAUGGAGAUGACAGAGGUGGCCGUGCGCCUGCUGAGCAGGAACCCCCGUGGCUUCUACCUCUUCGUGGAGGGAGGCCGCAUCGACCACGGUCAUCACGACGGCACGGCUUAUCUGGCACUGACCGAGGCCGUCAUGUUCGAUUCUGCCAUCGACAAGGCCAGCCAGAUCACAAGCGAGAAGGACACCCUGACCCUUGUCACCGCUGACCACUCUCACGUCUUCUCUUUUGGUGGCUACACACUGCGAGGGAGCUCCAUUUUCGGGCUGGCCCCCAGCAUAGCCGUAGACAACAAGACCUACACCUCCAUCCUUUAUGGCAACGGCCCCGGCGCCCACUUCGCGCUCACCGGGAACUCCCGGCCCAACGUCAGCGACGCACAGAGCACGGACCCCGCGUACAAGCAGCAGGCCGUGGCGCCCCUGUUGUCCGAGACCCACGGCGGCGAGGACGUGGCGGUGUUCGCGCGCGGCCCGCAGGCGCACCUGGUGCACGGCGUGCAGGAGCAGAGCUUCGUGGCGCACGUCAUGGCCUUCGCCGCCUGCCUCGAGCCCUACACCGACUGCGGCCUGCCGCCCUCGGCCUCUCCCACCGACGCCGCGCUCCCCGGCCCGGCCGCUGCGCCGCCGACGCUGCCGCUGCUGGCCGGGACGCUGCUGCUGGGGCUGCUGGCCGGCGCCGCGCCCUGACCGCCAGGAUCCCAGCCCGCUCUCCGCCUCCCACCUCCACCGCAUCCCACCUCCACCGCAUCCCACCUCCAGCCCCAGGCCCCGCCCCCGCCCCUCCGCCCCCUCCGCCCCCUCCGCCCCCUCCGCCCCCUCCACCCCCUCCCCCUCCCACCUCCAGUCCCAGGCCCCGCCCCCGCCCCUCCGCCCCCUCCACCUCCCACCUCCAGUCCCAGGCCCCGCCCUGCCCCGCCUCCAGUCCUAGGCCCCGCCCCCGGAGCCCCCCAGCGCGGGCCCCUCCCCAGACCUUCAGCCCGAUGGCGCGGGAGGCCCCGGCGCCCCGCGGGCCGCGAUGGCGGCUUUCCGGGGCAGCCACGGCCCCCCAUUGGCUGUUCUCGACUCUCCACUCCCAACCUCAGCGCCAGGGUAAGGACGGGCGGGGGGCUCCGACCACCAGGCUCUGCCCGAGGACCAGGCGGGCACCAUGCCAGAGGCGUCCCCGGCAGGGCCACGACUCGCCCAGACCCUGCAGCACACCCGUUUCUUGGCCUCAGUCUUCACAGCACCUUGGGGACCCGAGGACUCGGGCAUGUCAGGGUGCCCGGAAAAAGGUGGCUUCCUGUCACCCCCGCAACCGUCCCUGCAGCCACCUUGCUGGCUGAGGAGGCUGCUGGGGCCGGGGUGCCGUACCAUCCACCAUGGGCACCUCCUGAGGGCCAGCGGUACACAGAGAGGAGAUGCUGACACGGAACGGAGAGACUUGUCCCAAGUCACUUAGCUGCUGAUGUUCACCCCCCCCCCCCCCCCCCCCCCGCCCAGUGCCCAUUCCAGGCUGGGAGACCCAAGGAGCAUGCAGAGCAGGCAGCCCUAGAGCUACCCUUGCUCCCUCCGGGAGACCAUCUGGGUGCUGGGCACAGAUCUGUGAAGAGAGGAGAUUCCCUCUCCUCCGGGGGCCUCUAUUCUACUGAGAGAGACAAAGCAAUAAUCAAAUAAACUGUUAUGCCAUGUAA